Microplitis demolitor is the source of this 7926-nucleotide messenger RNA. RefSeq names its product homeotic protein spalt-major (gene salm). Gene Ontology annotation, molecular function: RNA polymerase II cis-regulatory region sequence-specific DNA binding; DNA-binding transcription factor activity, RNA polymerase II-specific. Gene Ontology annotation, biological process: regulation of transcription by RNA polymerase II. Gene Ontology annotation, cellular component: nucleus. The transcript has 10 exons. The record is from RefSeq and is a predicted model, not a curated record. NCBI's taxonomy places the organism in Eukaryota, Metazoa, Arthropoda, Insecta, Hymenoptera, Braconidae.
GAGACCGUCGGCUUACACUACACACAUGAUACACGGAAUACUGUCAAAUAUCAUCACAUAUGUUGACAAUCCAUCAUUAUAUAUUGGUGAUUAAAUAUAUAUACAUACAUAUAUAUAUAUCUACAUGUACAUUAUAUUAUAUACUGUUAUAAGUGACCGAUUUAAGUCAAUGAAAUAAUUUAUUUAAAGUAGGAUAAUUAUUAUUGCUUUAAAUGUCAAGUAACGGACGUGUGUUUAAAAGUUGCGCGCCGACGGAUAUUACAAAUAGUGCGUGAGAUUUUUAAUUAUUUAUUUAUUUUAUUUAAUUUUUUUUUUUUUAAUUUUGUUAAAUGAAUACGCAAAGGUAGACGCGGUGGAUUUAUGUUACUUAAUAGCGAUAUGCAACUUAUGAGAUGGAGUAUUACGAGAGGACUCGAGAAUCGGAAUAUCAAGCGACGGGAUUCGAAAAAUUGUCAACAAGAUAAUAAUGGAAUUAAUCAAUCGCGAUUAACGUCACCACGUUACUCUGAAGAUGACAAUGAGACGGGGUCAGAGGGUGAAGACAGCAGCGGUGGAGUAGCUGUCAAUGAGUCAGCCGUUGAUUUGACGUCGAACAGAUCAAAUAUAGAAGACGAAGAUGAACGUGAGCCGGAUGAAUUGCCAAUGGAGGAAGACGAUGAGGAAGCGGUGGAUGAACAAGAUGAUCAGGAUGAAGAUGAAGAGGGUUCACGUAAGCAAAUACGUAAUCGUCAGGAUGCUGAAAAUAAUAAUAGUUUUAUUGAAAGUGGAACGUCAAGCGGGUUAUUUUCAGUGCCCGCGGGUACAAGUCACGUUACCCUUGAAGCACUACAAAAUACCAAAGUCGCAGUGGCACAAUUUGCAGCAACGGCGCUUGCCGGUGGUGCAGAUAGUGAAGCAGCAUUACAAGACUUAGCAUUAUUACAAAGUACACUUUACACACUACAGCAUCAGCAAGUCUUUCAAUUACAAUUGAUAAGUCAGCUACAGCAACAGUUAUCAAUAACACACACGACCGGUGCGCCAGGUCAACCAAGUGCUGUAGGUUUAGUGCAAAGUGAAACAGUUGCUGAGACAAAAGAAUUAUCAACCCCACCGUCUCCAUCUUUACAUCAUCAGAAAUCAUCGAUAGCCUCAAGUUUAAAUUCACCGCCAUCCUCACGACCUGCAAGCCAUCAUCCGCCGUCAUCGCCGCUCAAUGUGCCGGUCGUAUCCCAUCCAGAACGACCGUCUGGUUCAUCUACAAGUACAUCGCCGAUAAGUUUAACAAUUCCUACGGUACCGAGUAUUGUUAAUUCAAUAUCAGCAUCAACUAGUGUAAAUACAUGUACGACAUCCAGUAAUACCAUGACGUGCGUACAGACACCGGUGUUGUCACAGCAUCAAAUGCCGGCACUUUGUUCUAUAAGUUCGUCACUUGCUUCGUCCAUCAUCACCAACAAUGAUCCGAUGCCACUAAACGAGCCAAAUACACUGGAGAUGCUCCAAAAACGCGCUCAAGAAGUGCUAGAUAACGCGAGUCAAGGUCUAUUGGCAAAUAAUUUAGCGGAUGAAUUGGCAUUUCGUAGCGGCAAAAGUGGCUCACGUUUAUCACCAUACGAUUCAAAAUCCGGCGGCGGUAGAGGCGAACCAUUCUUCAAGCAUCGAUGUCGAUAUUGCGGGAAAGUCUUCGGCAGCGAUUCAGCCCUUCAGAUCCACAUAAGGUCCCACACAGGUGAGCGUCCCUUUAAGUGCAACGUCUGCGGAAGCCGAUUCACCACCAAGGGAAACCUCAAGGUCCACUUCCAGAGGCACACGGCAAAGUUUCCGCACGUUAAGAUGAAUCCAAAUCCCGUGCCUGAACACCUCGACAAGUACCAUCCUCCUCUGCUCCAGCAGCUCGCGGCCUCCGGUCAAAGACCCCUUCCGUCACCUCCACUACCCUCAGCGGCACCGCCUACCGCUGGCUCGGUACCCUCACCUCAUCACGCCUCGUUUCACCCAGCCUCGACUCACGGUUUUCUCCCACCCCCGCACCACCCACAGCCUCCUUUACCUCUGAGUCUUGCCCUACCGGCCGCCGCAGCAGCAGCCGCAGCCGCUGCUGGCAUGCCACCAACCCUUUACCACCGAGGACCAAUCGUUAGUCAACGCGACGAUCAGGAUCUCCCGGAGAACCUUAGCAAAUCUACUACUACUGAUAGUACUACUACUCCUAAUAAUAAUAAUAAUAAUAAUAAUAAUAAUAAUAAUAAUAAUAAUAAUCAUCAUUAAUACCAACAACAGCAACAACACCACCAACAAAUUCUAUUUAUUCACAAAAGACAACAAGAAGAAAUGAAACGUGAACAAUUAUCACCAUCUCCUCAAAUAAAUAGGAUCGAUGAUAAUACAAAUCAAGGUCCUGAUGAUUUGACGACGGCGACAAUGACCCAGACGACAAUUACUAUGACACCGACGACGAUAAUGCCAAAACGUGAACCUGAAGAGCCAGUAGAUGAAGAACCUCAAGAAGAUGAAACCGAUGAAUUUGAUCCGCCAUCACCUAGACGCAGUUAUCUUGAUCGAUCAUCACCACUGAUCAUGUCCAAUCAGAACGUUCAUAUGUCGCAUUUACAGUCUUAUGAAGACUGCAGUAUGGACAGCAAAAUGAGUGGGAGAUUAGAGCAAGAUGGUGAUAUGGACGGUGAUGAAGAGAUGGAAGAACAACCAGAAAAUUUAUCAGGCAGAGGUGGUCAUAUGUUUCAUCAGCAAACUAUGGGUUAUCAUCAUCCCGGUGCAUCUCCAGCAAGUAGUACUGCCAGCAGUGGUAGUUUGCAAACGUCAUUUGCCGGUUUACUAUUUCCUACCGCACCGCCUGGUCAUCAUCAACACUUGCCACCAUUUAUUCCAACAUCAAGUUCACUAACCCAAGGUACAAAUACUUCUGCCCAUGAGUCAAUGAUUAUUGACCCAUCUAAAGACCCAGCGAUUUAUUCAAAUUUAUUGCCGCGACCUGGUAGCAACGACAAUUCAUGGGAGAGUCUUAUUGAAAUCACGAAAACAUCCGAGACAUCUAAAUUACAACAACUAGUUGACAAUAUUGAACACAAACUUACGGAUCCAAACCAAUGUGUGAUUUGUCAUCGUGUCUUGUCAUGCAAAAGCGCGCUGCAAAUGCAUUACAGAACGCACACAGGUGAACGUCCGUUUAAAUGCAAAAUUUGUGGACGCGCUUUUACAACAAAAGGUAAUUUAAAAACGCACAUGGGUGUACAUCGUGCUAAGCCACCAUUACGUGUACUACAUCAGUGUCCGGUGUGUCAUAAAAAAUUUACAAAUGCACUUGUACUGCAGCAGCACAUACGGCUGCAUACAGGGGAACCAACGGACCUAAGUCCUGAGCAAAUUCAAGCCGCGGAAGUAAACGAUUUCCCGGCUGGAUAUCCGCCGCAUCCACUUGCAUCGUUUCUGCCCCAGGGUUUCCCAGGACUUCAUCAUCCAGGUGGUGGUGGAUUUACUUUGGGAUUUCCACCAACACGACAUCCAGCUCUCGAGCGGCAUUUGCAAGACAACGACAUGGAUAUCAAGGACAUGAACAUUUACCAUCCGAAAAAUUUACAAUUUCACAAUCCAUUCCAGCACCCACGACCCCCGUACUUAGAUGAACACUCUGAGGACAUGGAAGACCAGGAUGAUGAUGAUGAAGAUCGACAUGACGACGACGAGAGGCUGGAAGAUUUACGUCAACGAAUAAAUCGUCGUCCUUCGACAACGGACAUUGAUGAUGACAAUGAAAAUGAGAGAGAUGAGACUAAAGAAUUGCCGUCGAUGAUAAUGCCACCGUGUUUUUCUACCUCACUAGCGGCAUUGGAAAAUCAAGUACGUACAAUAACAACAGUAGCUACUGGUGGAUUAGCAACACCAGGUGGUUCGACAUCACCAUUAGAUCGUUACAAUUCCAGUGAAAAAAGUACUAGUCCUCCGAGUUCAAUAGCCGGUGGACCACUUGAUUUAACUCCUCGCGCCUCUUCCACACCCGGUUCCGUGGUUUCCACAUCAACACCGCCACCACCAUUACCAACACCACUAUCACUACCACCACCACCACCAACGUUGCAGCAUCAUCCGCAUCCUUUCGGAAUGUUUGCAGGCCUAUUGCAGGCAGUAACAUCGUCACCUUCGUCUUCGGUUGGUAUCAACAACGUCAGCAACACCACCAGUACCAACGUCACCACCGCCAACAAUAACAGCAGCAGUAGUAACAUUAAUAUUAUCAACACCAAUAGCAACAGCAAUAGCAAUAGCAUCCAAACGACAACGGGCGUUACUAUUAACAACCUUGCGACAACAAUCAAUGCUGUUAGUCCACCUGGUAAUAGUAGUACUACUGGUGGAGGAGCACUUGCAUCGUUAACAACAUCUGCUGUACUCGCUGCAUCCUCGACCUACAAUCCGCUCGGCCUCGCUGUUGGAGGGCCAGCAGUACGUGGCAACACAACGUGUAAUAUCUGCUACAAAACGUUUGCGUGUAACUCCGCACUGGAGAUACACUAUCGGAGUCACACGAAGGAGCGGCCGUUCAAAUGCACCAUUUGCGACCGUGGCUUCUCGACAAAGAAUGACGACACGAUGAUAAGAACGUGUAACUGCUUGGAUACUCAAGAUGUAUUAUCACGCGGGGCAACAACACCCGCAUCAGUUAAACCAAAACGCAACAGGCGACGCAGGACCGAGGAGAAGAAAACCCGGGGGCGGUCAUCAGGAAACGGAGGCCGGUGGGCUUUAACUUCUACCUGUGCUCCUACUGCAUCAGUCCACUUGCCCCCGUUGAUGCCACCCGCCCUCGGACUUCUUACCUCGGACCACGUCUUCCUGGGUAACAUGAAGCAGCAUAUGCUCACUCACAAAAUAAGAGACAUGCCGGCGCAUUUGUUCAGUGAUGCGAAACCUGGAUCCCAGCUUCCAUCUCAGCAACAGCAGCAGCAAUCCCAGCUACAGCUUGAUCAGGAAAAUUCACAAAGUUCGCUGAUAAAUGAUGACUCGAGUCUUCCUCCACCGCCACCGCCUCCACCGCCACCACCACCGAUCCCUCCACCGAUGCCUCCGUCUUCAGUUGAGUCCGCGAUGCCUCCCAUAAAACGCUCGCCACCCGAAGGUGACCUUCCUGCGCCAAAGAGACCUAGCAUGUCCAGCAAGCACUUGUGCCAGGUUUGCAAUAAGAAUUUCUCGUCAUCCUCGGCGCUACAAAUCCAUAUGAGAACGCAUACUGGUGACAAGCCCUUUCGAUGCACCGUCUGCCAGAAGGCCUUCACCACCAAAGGCAAUCUUAAGGUUCACAUGGGGACACAUAUGUGGACGAACGGAGCUUCACGUCGAGGUCGCAGAAUGUCACUGGACCUACCGCCACUUCCCAUCACACCCAAGGACUCGGAGUUCCUCCAGCGACGACCGGAUCUCUUUUAUCCAUAUCUACCCGCGCCCUUCCUUAAUGGUGUUCAACAAAAAUUGAACGAGAUAUCAGUGAUCCAAAGUAACAAUGGUUUGCCUGGUACGCAUCCAGUAAAUGCGAGUAAAUACGCAGGUCUCUUUGGAUCAGUUUACGGCGGCGCUCCUGGGGGAUUCCCAAUGGAAAAACCGCCGAUGGCACCGAGUAAUGGACCAAUGAGUGAUGGGAAACCAAUAAUACCAUCUGGAUCAAUGCUCUUUCAAACACCAUCGCCAUCACACUCACCAGGUACACCGUCUUCCAAUACCGGUAAUCAAAAUUCCGCUAGUGUACCAGCCUGGAGUGGUGAAACUCUUCAGCAUCAUUACGAACGUGAGGGUCCGUCAUCGAGAUCUGAAAAUAAUUCUCCACCUACAGCACGAUUGCCACCAGCUUCAGCACCAAGAGGCGAAGGAUUAGCCGCGUGAAAUUUAUUCACUUAUUUUCAUUAAUUCACAUCAUCAUUAUCAUUUUAUCAUCACUAUUUUAUUUCCUUUUUACGUUUGUCGAUUUGCAUUUCCUCCUAAAAAAAAAAAAAAAAAUAAAUUAUUUUCCCAAAUCAAUUCCUCAAAAAAACUAAAAUAUCUUAAACUUUUAAACUGCAUUUUCCUCAUACACUCAAAGUAUUGUAUGUGACGUGUGCGUGUGUGUGCGUGUGUGCGUGCGUUAUAAAUUUAAAAAAAACUUUUAAGGACUCGUGUCCUUCCUACAACACUAGUCUAAAUAUUGUGAGAUAAAUCGUCAAGCUUUUUCUUUUAAUUAUUUAUUUAAAUAUUAAAACAUUAAAAAUAAAAAAAAAAGCUCGAACGAUUAUUGAUUCCGAAAAUGAAAUUUUAAUUAAAAUUAUAUUAAGAAAUUGCUCGUACGUAUUUAUUGUACGUACAAGAUUAAAUUAUUAAGCUACAGCACCUAGACUGAGCUCAGGCUAUUAUUUUAUUUAUUAUAAAUACUUAUUAUUAUUAUUAUUAUUAUUAUUAUUAUUAAAAAAAAAAAAGUUUUGAGCCACAAGACACGUGGUGCUGUAGAUACGAUUGCACUUUACGCAUAUGACCGUCCGUUUGCGUCAUUGAUGGGUCAAAUAUAUUGUGUUAGGUUGAUAAAAAAAAGUUAAGAUUAAUUUAUAACAUUUACUUAAAAUGUUAUUAUAAAUAUAUAUAUAAACAUAAAAAAAAAUAUAUAUAUAUAUAUGUUUAUAUGUACAUAUACAUAUUGAAUGCGAUGAUGACUGAGCGAUAGUGUGAAGUGACUUGUAUACUUUAUAAAAUAUUAUUAAAAUUAUUAAAUGGACAAAGUUAAAUCGUAUGAAUGUGUCGAAUGAUAAGGAACAUUUAAAUAUGUAUGUGUAUAUGUAAACAUAUGUGUGUAUGUAAAUAUAUAUGGAGGGUAAAAGUACCAUUUGUGGCCACUGAUGCAUUUCUGGAUAUUUAAUACACUAUUUUAAUUAAUGGAAAAGUAUAAAAAAAAAGUUCGGAAAAAAUUCCAAAAUAGUUCGACAUGUGAGAGUUUUAAAUUUGAGACAGUAGACCCUCGAGGGGAACUUAUGUAAUUUUGGUAGUAAAAAAAAAGUAUCUAAGAUUUUAUAUGACCGAAUUUUUAGUAAAAUAUGCUUUUAAAAAAUAUUUCUCAAAAUGUAUUUUUACAACAUUUUACCUUCGUUCCAAAAAAGUUCCCCCGAAAUAACCCCAUAAGAAUCAAAAAUAUUAAAAAAAGUUCGAAAUUUGAGGUUUUUGAACUUUUAUGAAAUUCGCUCAUAUAAAGUCCCAGACAAACUUUUUUUUUUACUAUAAAAUUUGCAAAAGUUCAAAAAUAGUUCCACAUGUUGACCUUUUUUGGAAUCUUUUUAGAAAAAAUUUUUUACACAAAAGUGUGAUAAAAGUAUUUUCGUAUAUAUUUAAAAAACUAAUCAUGUACUGUAAAAAAUUUUCGGAGUGAAUGCGGAGCAGAUGUUUAAUUAUUUAAUCCUCUCGGAGAGAAAUUUACUCCAAGGAGAAGUUUAUUUUAAUAUUGAAACUCCGAAUCGGAGUUAAUGUGGAUUUAAAUACAUUCUUCACUAAAAAAAAUAAUUGGUAGCAGCUACCUAUUGGCUCGGGGUAGCUACUACCGAUUAUUUUUCGGUAGCCGCUACCGAUUAUUUUUGUACCAGUCACCUAAUUUUCGGUAACAGCUACUGAUUUUUUUUCGGUAGCUGCUACCGAUUCCAAUCAAUAACGACUUCCGAAAUAAUCGGUAGCGGCUACCAAAAAAUAAUCAGUAGCGGCUCCCAAAAUUUUUUUUUAGUGUUGAUCCAAAAUUACUUCAUUGAAAAGACAAACUUCUUGUUUACUCCUUAUUCACAGUAAUUUUUGUUUAUAGUUCCGAAACUGAGUGAAUUCGGAUUUAAACAAAAUCCGUAAUUACUCCCGAUUUUUUACAGUUUUAUUGCGUAUUUUGCAUAUUAUUUUAUUUUAAUUUUUUAAGUGUCAAAAACUGACUCUACAGUAGCC